Penicillium riverlandense is the source of this 2319-nucleotide messenger RNA. Its product is annotated as beta-glucosidase. Gene Ontology annotation, molecular function: beta-glucosidase activity. The transcript has 8 exons. The record is from RefSeq and is a predicted model, not a curated record. Gene Ontology annotation, biological process: glucan catabolic process. Lineage: Eukaryota; Fungi; Ascomycota; Eurotiomycetes; Eurotiales; Aspergillaceae. The coding region runs from base 1 to 2319 and encodes 772 amino acids.
AUGUUUUCUACGAAGCAAAUCGGGGUGGCUGUUGCCAUUGUGACCCUGUGUGGGUUUAGUCAUGCUGAGGGAAAUAUCACUUCCGAUACUCACUUCUAUGGCCAGUCUGAGCCAGUGUACCCUUCGCCGGCCGGAACAGGAUCUGGUGAUUGGGCCACGGCGUACAAGAAGGCCGAAGCUAUGGUAUCUAGGAUGACCUUGGAGGAGAAGAACAACCUUACAUACGGAAUCGAUGUUACUACCAAUGGCUGCUCAGGAAAUAUCCCUGCGAUUCCUCGUCUCGGAUUUACUGGCAUGUGUCUCCAGGAUGCAGGCAACGGGGUCCGCUACGCAGAUUUCGUGAACAGUUAUCCAAGUGGUCUCCAUGUGGGUGCUAGUUGGAAUAAGUCUCUUGCCCACGAACGUGGGUGGUACAUGGGGGGCGAAUUCAGGACGAAAGGCGUCCAAGUGGCCCUGGGACCUGUUGUCGCACCAUUGGGAAGAGUCACAACCGGCGGAAGAAACUGGGAAGGUGCUUCCACCGAUCCGUAUCUCAGUGGCGUGAUUGCGGCGUCGACUGUAGAGGGCAUACAGGGCCAAGGUGUGAUUUCCAGUGUCAAGCAUUUCAUCGGCAAUGAACAGGAAGCAUACCGCAACCCUUCCAUAAACUCCCAGAACGAAAGCAUCGCUUCCGUAUCUAGCAACAUCGACGAUAAGACAAUGCACGAGUUCAAGAUUCUUAACGGGCUGCUUAAGACCGAGCUUGGGUUCAACGGGUUUGUUGUCACUGAUUGGUUUGCACAGCAUUCGGGUGUGGCGGCCGCUUUAGCCGGUCUUGACAUGGCUAUGCCAGAUGGCGAGUCCUUUUGGGGGAAUAAUUUUACUGAAGCCAUCGCAAACGGCAGCGUGCCGGUUUCCCGUCUCGACGAUAUGGCAACCCGGAUCAUCGCAACCUGGUACCAAAUGGGUCAAGAGGAGCGGAGUUAUCCAUCACCUGGAGUGGGCAUGCCCUACAAUAUCAGUCUCCCUCAUAAGAUCGUCAAUGCCCUCACUACAGGUGCUAAGCCUGUGCUCUUCGAAGGUGCUGUAGAAGGUCAUGUCUUGGUCAAGAACAAGAAUAAUGCUUUACCAUUUAGGUCGCCAAAGCUGAUCUCUGUGUUUGGAUAUGAUGCCAAAGCUCCUCCUCAGUACAUGCCUAACGGGCAGAGUAUCCUAGGCAAUCCCUGGGAAGUAGGCUAUGAGCCAGUUGUGUACCAGGGGAGUUGGGUAUUUGCCAGUGGCGCUAUCAACGAGCCAUACGAUUACCAAGUUGCUUAUAACGGUACUCUCACUGUCGGGGGUGGUUCUGGUGCCAAUUCUGGUCCAUAUAUCAGUGCUCCUCUCGAUGCCCUUCAGCAGCGCGCGUAUGAAGAUAACACUAUCGUUAUGUGGGAUACUACUAAUGACCCAAGCAUGAUGGGCUUGAUGGAAGCUUCAGAUGCCUCCCUCGUCUUUAUCAACGCAUUUGCUGAGGAGGGCGUUGACCGGUCUGGGGCGGACGACAAAUACUCCGAUGAUCUUGUUAAUAGAGUCGCAGCGACCUGCGCUAAUACAAUCGUCAUCAUCCACAAUGCCGGUAUUCGUCUAGUGGACAGAUUUGUCGAAAAUCCUAACGUCACCGCAAUUGUCUUCGCGCACCUCCCUGGCCAGGACUCAGGCCGCGCACUAGUGUCUCUGCUUUACGGCGAGGACAACUUUAGUGGCAAACUCCCCUACACUGUUGCAAAGCAUGAAUCCGACUAUCCGUCAUUCUGGCACGAUACCCCGGUCACUCCUUACGGGCUAUUCCCGCAAUCAGACUUUACUGAGGGAGCGCUCACCGACUACCGUUACUUCGAUGCUCAUGAUCUCACACCGCGGUAUGAAUUCGGCUUCGGUCUCUCAUACACAACAUUUUUGUUCUCGAACUUGAAAGUUUCUUUAGUAAAGCACGGCAUCGCUGCUUAUCCUUGCGGUGCUAUUCAGCAAGGAGGGGCGGUGGGCUUGUGGGACACUGUGGCAACUGUUACUGCGACGGUUAGGAACACUGGACGCAGAGCGGGUGCUGAAGUAGCCCAGCUUUACGUUGGCAUCCCAGGUGGUCCUGUGAAGCAACUGCGUGGGUUCGACAAGGUCCAGAUUGCGGCAGGCGGGUCCACAAAGGUUUCUUUCUCACUCACCCGCCGUGAUCUCAGCAGCUGGAAUGUUUUUGAACAGAAUUGGGAGCUACAGAGUGGAAACUAUAAGAUCUAUGUUGGUUCUUCGAGUCGGGAUCUUCCUUUGACGACUAACAUGAAGGUUGAGACACGUUCGGGUUUCUAA